GUUGGUUUGUGUGCCAUCGCUGGCCGUAUAGCCGCCGGUAGUGCCGUCGAUGAUGAGGUGCAUAACCUGCCGGGCGUUGACUUUGCCAUAAACUAUAGACAAUAUUACGGGUAUUUGGAGGCAACGGACGGCCGAUUCCUUCACUACUGGUUUUUCGAGAGCCAACGCAACGCUACGGACGACCCGCUGGUGCUGUGGUUUAACGGGUGUACGAGUCUCGUGGGUGCGCUCACAGAACAGGGACCACUACUAGUCAAGCCGGACGGUACGGGUCUAUACGCUAAUGAGGGCGCGUGGAAUCGGGAGGCGAACCUACUGUUCAUCGAAGGGCCGGCGGGUGUGGGCUUCUCAUACAAGAAGGACGGCAACUACACCACCGAUGACGACGAGAGCGUCGCCAACACAUACGCGGCCCUCCAGGUCUUCUACCGGCGGUUCCCCGCAGUGGCCGACAGCGACCUGUACGUCGCCGGCGAGUCAUACGCCAGCCUAACGGUGCCGUUGCUGUCGUCGGUGAUCGCCGGCCACAUACGGGCCAACCGGACAGACAUUAAGCUCCGGGCGUUUGCGUUGGGGAACGGUUGGUGGGAUUGGGACGCCCCAUACGACGCUCAGAUACCCUACGCCUACUAUCACGGCCUCAUUGACAGCGCCCUAUGGGCCGAGCUAUUGGCGAACUGUUGCGCUCCGGGAGGCGGUGCCGAUAGGUGUGACUUCAAGGGCGAGGCCUCCCGUAACGCUAAGUGUAAGGCACCGGUAAAGAGGGCCACAGACCUGAUAAACACCCCGCGUCUCAACACGUAUAACAUAUACGCCGACUGCCAUAACGUGACCGACCCGUCCCACCCCGUGUGCUUCGACGAGCGCCCACUCGAGUCCUGGAUAAACCAACCGGACGUCCGCCGGGCCCUACAUAUACCCGAUCAGGUCCACCGGUGGCACGCCUUCCAGACCUUUAAGGUCACAGAUCCGACGUACGUCACAAUGCGGCCCCAGUAUAGGGAUCUGUUGCGGUGGACGGCGCCCGACGGCCGGCCCUUUAAGGUACUGCACUAUGCGGGCGACGUCGACAUUAUGGCACCAUUUCUGGGCAUUCAA
Messenger RNA from Oppiella nova, 1098 nucleotides. NCBI's taxonomy places the organism in Eukaryota, Metazoa, Arthropoda, Arachnida, Sarcoptiformes, Oppiidae. The record is from the annotation of a GenBank genome assembly.